This is a messenger RNA of Anopheles coustani, 1729 nucleotides long. RefSeq lists its product as uncharacterized. The transcript has 7 exons. Lineage: Eukaryota; Metazoa; Arthropoda; Insecta; Diptera; Culicidae. The coding region runs from base 20 to 1291 and encodes 423 amino acids. Gene Ontology annotation, biological process: synapse organization. The record is from RefSeq and is a predicted model, not a curated record. Gene Ontology annotation, cellular component: neuron projection membrane.
GUCAUAAAAAUUCUAAAUUAUGAUAAACGCCGUUUAUCCAUUGAGGAUAUCGACGAACUUGAACUGCCUGUUUAGGACGUGGAUUAUUGUGCUGUACUUUCUGCAGGGCUGUCCUCAGCUUAACACGGGAAUGGCGUCACUAAUGGACCGCAGCGAUAUGCUACUCAGGACAGCCUUUUUCCUCCUCUCCCCGCACACCCCGGACAAGUCAGCGAAGGGGGGCGAAGGGGCGAACGCACUCGACAAGCAACAGCACGGGGGGAGCGAAAAGGCGUCCGACAGUGGCGAAAAUGGGGCCGCGUCCGACGCGUUCAACUACUUCGAUCACGGCAGCGACAGCGAGGAGCUGCUGAAGUACUACAAGAUGCCGAUGCAGUUCGGGACGGAGAACUACACCGAGGUGACGUCACAGAUCGGCAGCACGGCGCACGUUCCCUGCCGGAUCCAUCACAUCGGCGAGGGCGUGGUGUCUUGGAUCCGGCGAAAGGACUACCAUCUGCUCACCGUUGGCUUGACGACGUACAGCAGCGAUGAAAGAUUUAGUGCAACCCACCUGCAAAAUUCAGAGGACUGGACGCUGCAGAUAAAGUUCGUCCAGGACCGGGACGCCGGAUUGUACGAGUGUCAGGUGUCAACACACCCGCCAACGUCAAUAUUUUUGGAGCUGAAAGUGGUCGCGGCUCGAGCGGAAAUAGUUGGACCACAGGUGAAGUAUCUGACACCCGAUUCCACCCUGAAGCUGAUAUGCCGGGUGGUGCAGAGCACGGAAGCGUCGGCGUUCAUCUUCUGGUACCACAACAACCGCAUGAUCAACUACGACCUCGACCGGGGCAUCAACGUUUCCACCGAAGCCGAUUUCCACUACUCGGAGCUUACGAUAAACCAGGCCAGCAAGGAGCACUCGGGAAAUUACACCUGCGUUCCCAGCAACUCACAGCCCGCCAGUGUGGUUGUACAUAUUUUCAAAGGUGAUAAUCCGGCCGCGAUGUACCACGAGCACCGCAGCUCGUCAACGAUUCCCUACCGGGAUCGGUCGACGAUGGCGUGGUUUUUAGCGCCGCUGCUGUUGCUCCUGCUUCGUUGCUGGCAGCUGACCGCCCUAACAACAACCGCCACGUGCGAUCCAUUUUACUGGCCUCCAGGUGCUUGCCCGAAGCCUGGCAUCUGUAAGCCGCAUCGAAGUUCCGCUCCGGUGUCGGCAUCGGAUCGCGCACUACGCCAAUCUAAUGACCUGCCCAGAGCGGGCACUAACAGCAGCUUCCGGAUGGUGCUAGUUUGCCACGGGGAAUAGAUGAAACCAUCCACGGUUGACCACAAAAGCAACCGGCAGCUAGCAGUGUGCAACAACGAUUAAAGUAACGAGCGUCGUACCGCCGUCAGGAGGACCGGAAAUUUAAAGCAAAUACGAAACAGGAUCCCUGAUCCUUUCUCGGCAGGCAUGCGAGAAACUUUACACAUUCUGUUUGAUAUGUUUAAUUUUAACUCUUCAUUUGACCAAACUUAACAUGAUACAAAUUUUCUGCAGUGUAAAAUAAACGCCAAAAUUACCGCGAAAAGUUUCAUAGAAUAACACGUUUUGAACGGAUUCUUGGUCUGCGGGAAGUAACUGUAGAGCAUUGCGCCAUGACUACAUGUUUCCAAACAUUAUAUGUUGUUCAACUGCGUUACGUUGUGUGAUAAUUUUCUAGUACAAUAAUAAUAGGAUAAAGCAAUGAUGUUACAUGUCACA